ACGAUCGACGAGCCCACUGUGUUCUGCUCAAAACAGCGUCGAGAAUUAUUAAAUCCAGCAAAUUCAUAGUCAAUUCAGUUAGCAGAAUAAAGAAAUCAGACUCGGCUGAUCAUUAUAUAUCUGCAAGACCCAACAACACUUUGGGUAUUGUCUCAUCGAGGGAAGGUGGUGGUAGCGUUGAUUGAGGAUGGAAACUGUAGCUGCUUUUCGGGCGUCGUUCAGCAGUGUUUCGCCGAACUGGGUCGCUCGAUCUGGGCCAGCCAGGCCCGAGUUGAGGGUUGGAUCCAGGUCCCUGCUUUCCUACUCCUGGAUACGGCAAAGACCAUCAAUUUCUCACGUGAAAUUGGGCAAUAGAAAGGUGGACUUUGUUACCAGGAAGUGCACUGGAAUUAGAGCUUCUAUGCAACCUUCUGAUUCCGGCAGUGCAGCAGCUCCUAUUGCCCCACUUCAGCUUGAGUCUCCAAUUGGGCAAUUUCUGUCGCAGAUAUUAGUAAGCCACCCUCAUCUUGUUCCUGCUGCAGUGGAACAGCAGCUUGAACAGCUUCAAACUGACCGUGAUGCAGAAAAAGAGAAGGAGGAGCCAGCUGCUUCUGGUACUGAACUUGUGUUAUACAGGAGAAUCGCGGAGGUUAAAGCCAAUGAAAGAAGAAAGGCUUUGGAAGAGAUAUUGUAUGCGUUGGUGGUACAGAAAUUCAUGGAUGCCAAUGUGUCUUUGAUUCCCACAAUUACUCCAUCAUCACCAGAUAAUUCUGGUCGGGUGGAUUCCUGGCCCAGCCAAGAUGAUAAACUGGAGAGCCUCCACUCUCCUGAAGCUUAUGAGAUGAUUCAGAACCACCUGGCUCUCAUUCUUGGAAAUCGACUUGGCGAUUCUAACUCAGUAGCUCAAAUAAGUAAACUAAGAGUUGGCCAGGUUUAUGCAGCAUCUGUCAUGUAUGGUUAUUUCCUUAGACGCGUAGACCAAAGGUUUCAGUUAGAGAAGUCUAUGAAAGUCCUUCCUCAGAGUAUUGACAAUGAAGAGAAUCAUAUCGAACAAGUUAUAGCAGAUGACAUGAGACCUAGUGGUGAUUACAGUAAUGAAUCUUUGAGGAACCCUCAACCCCAUCCAGAAGUAUCUUCAUGGUCUGGUGGGUUGGGUGCUGGAGGUUUUGGUAGGAUAAAGCCGUCCAGAUUGCGAACAUAUGUCAUGUCAUUUGAUGGGGAGACACUUCAGAGAUAUGCAACUAUCCGAUCUAAAGAGGCUAUCAGUAUCAUCGAGAAACAUACCGAAGCAUUGUUCGGUAGACCUGAGAUUGUUAUCACACCUGAAGGAACCGUUGAUUCUUCCAAAGAUGAACUCAUCAAGAUCAGCUUUGGUGGUCUGAGGAGACUUGUUCUGGAAGCUGUGACUUUCGGUUCUUUCCUUUGGGAUGUGGAAAGCUAUGUUGAUUCUAGGUACCAUUUUGUUGCAAAUUAAGCAUCAAUUGGGCAAAGGUCGCCAUGGCGGUUUACUGACAGAUGCUCUCUAUAAUGGGUAUAGCUUUGUGGAAAUUACUCUCUUGCUCUAAUUGACAUGUACAUAGUGACUUUGUUUUGAAUUUAUUUAAUGGCCGUAGUAUUCAAGAAACCAGAAUUUGCUUAUCUAUUAUGAGAGUAUCCAUUGGAAUUUUAUGACAAUAAGGAUUCUCUCA
Molecule: messenger RNA, 1667 nt
Organism: Sesamum indicum (sesame)
Lineage: Eukaryota; Viridiplantae; Streptophyta; Magnoliopsida; Lamiales; Pedaliaceae
Product: alanine-tRNA ligase, putative (DUF760)
Source: RefSeq, a predicted model, not a curated record